AGCUCGCCGGGCUCCGAGAGACUGCGCCGCUGCAGCUGCAGCCGCCGCCGCCAGGGGGAGCGAGUCCCCGACGGGAGACGCGCCGGCUCGCUUCCUGCGAACGCGCCUUCCAACUUGAGCUUCCCGCGCCUCCAGCCGCUCUCAAGAGUGGUGAAGAAAGAUGGAGACCGAGUCCCGGGCGCAAACAACAAAUCAGACGCAAACAGAUUCUUUAUCUCCAUCCCCUAAUCCUGUGUCACCUGUGCCUUUGAAUAACCCAACGAGUGGCCCAAGAUAUGGAACCGUGAUCCCUAACCGCAUAUUUGUAGGAGGAAUUGACUUUAAGACAAAUGAAAAUGAUUUAAGAAAAUUUUUCUCUCAGUAUGGAUCUGUAAAAGAAGUGAAGAUUGUUAAUGACAGAGCUGGAGUGUCCAAAGGGUAUGGUUUCAUCACUUUUGAAACUCAAGAAGAUGCACAAAAAAUCUUACAAGAGGCUGAAAAACUUAAUUACAAGGAUAAGAAACUCAACAUUGGUCCAGCAAUAAGAAAACAACAAGUAGGGAUUCCUCGUUCUAGUAUAAUGCCAGCUGCUGGAACAAUGUAUCUAACCACUUCGACUGGAUACCCUUACACUUACCAUAAUGGUGUUGCUUAUUUCCAUACUCCAGAAGUAACUUCUGUCCCACCAUCUUGGCCUUCACGUUCCAUAUCUAGUUCUCCUGUAAUGGUGGCUCAGCCAGUUUAUCAACAGCCUGCAUAUCACUACCAGGCCCCAGCACAGUGUAUACCAGGGCAAUGGCAGUGGGGGGUUCCCCAGUCCCCUGCUUCUUCUGCUCCAUUCCUAUAUCUGCAACCUUCUGAGGUUAUUUAUCAACCAGUAGAGAUUGCACAAGAUGGAGGCUGUGUCCCUCCUCCACUGUCUCUGAUGGAAGCUUCAGUUCCAGAGCCUUAUUCUGACCAUGGAGUUCAAGCAGCAUAUCACCAGGUUUAUGCUUCAAGUGCCAUUGCUAUGCCUGCACCUAUGAUGCAGCCUGAGCCAAUUAAAGAACCAAGGUUACAUUCUGUGAGAAGAAGCUUUUCUCAGCCUUCAUCUGUGGGUUUGAAACCUCGAUAUUCUCGAAGCCCACACUUUCAUCCUAGAAAAGAUUUCAGAGCAGAGGAUUCAGUUUCCACUCCACCUUCCUGUACUGACUUUGUUAAGUAGACUCUUGGAGAAGCGUUUUGUCCAGAAAUAGAAAAUAACUAGGCCCCUAUGUGGUCUAGUAACAAAUGGGUUUGGGGAUAUGCUUAAGGUUAAAUGUUUUUGGUUUUUUUUUUAAGAGAAUUUCUGAAAUCUUAGUACCCAAAACAUUGGAGAUGCAGAGUUAAAUCAUGGUUUCCUUUAUUAACUCCACCACUUAAGUACUAUAGAGCUAUAAGCCAUAACAAACAAGACAGAAUUGUCUCUAAGACAACAACUCUCUUACACAUCAUCAUCUGGCUGGCUACCCAGCAUGGCCAUCACACAUACACUUACAAACAGCUCUGAUGUUUAAAUGUUCAGGUUUAUUCCAAAAGGUUCAUAAUUUAGACAAAUCUGUAGCUGGCAUAUAUAAAAAUACUUACUAGCAGACCAUUUUUUGCUUAUGGUCUAAUUUAAGCAGACACCAUCUUGUUAGGGAGAUGAUGUGUAUAUUCUACUUUCUACAUUAUCCUGGUUUCACUACAUUUGUGUUCAUGUGUAUUUUACCUAUAUUAAGUGGUUUUGAGAAAAACACAUUUCAAACUCUACCUUACAAGUUUUUACAAACAUUGAUGUAAAGCAGUAUUUGUGCUACAAAAAAAUCCAUAAACCUGUCACAUUAUAACCACUUACUGUAUAUGGUUACUGUGGCCAAAGUGAAACUAUCCUUAAAUGUCCUGAAAGAUUAUCUAUUUGUGGCCCUUUGCUGUCAUUUAUACAUGAAGUAGAGUUGCUCAUAGGGCAUAGCAUCUUAGGGAUUAUAAUUUGUAAUCACAUCAUGUCAGAUUCGAUACUGUCAGUAUUUUAUCUUUCAUUCAUUCGGUUCUUUGUGAGGCUUAUAGGCUUUUAAAACAUUAGAAUUUUCCCAUAACACAGUUUUAUUUUUAAAUGCAAAGAAGCUAUGUAUGAUUGCCUGCUGUUAUGGAAUGAGAGAAGUUUCUAAAAAUUAAAAAAUAUGCCACAAUAAUUAGAAUUUUAACAUUAAAAAAUAAGCCUACUAUCUUUUAAGUCAAUGCCUUCUAUUUACCAGAUGUUGUGACUUCUGUAAAAAAAAAAAAAAAAAAAACUUACUCCUUUGACAGAAGCUUGGGUUAGUAAAAACAAUAGUUACAUAAAUCAGCAAUAUUUCAAUUGACUACAUGGAAGUGUAUCUUAGACUUUAGUGAAAUUUAAUAGUACAGUACUUCUAGGAAAUACUAGAACUUCAACAUUUUAAAUUUGCAUCUUCUCCCAAGAAUUAAUAUGUCUUAUACUUCUGCUGGGAAAGAAUAGGAAUUAUAAAUUUGAAAGUUCUUAUAUCAGAAAAGAGACUCCCAAAUAACUUGAAUUAUUUUUUUAUUCUGUCUCAUAAAGGAUGAUGAAUAUACUCAUGGGUGUACAUAUAUAUUUGGGGUAUGUGAUCCUAAUAUUUUGGGAUUAAAAUACAUGUCUAUGAAUAAAAUGUAAUAGUAUUGUAUAUUAGAUAGUAUCUUCAUACAUCCUAAGGCCAUUCCAUCUACUUAAAGGUAUUUUCUUUUGUUAGAGUUACUUUGAAAGUAACAUGCCAUAUAUAAUCUGUUACCAGAGCCCUGGCCAAAAUAUCAUGAAACUAUAUUUGAUGUUCAGCUUACCAGUUUUCAGUAUACAUUUUAAUCCCAUAUUUAUUAUUCAGGCUUAUUCAAUGAAUAACAGGCAUUUCUAAAACCUUUAUAAAUUCCAAGAGUCUGAGAGUAAUUGUAUUUUCCAUUUAAAGAAAAACUUAAGAGUUUUUGUUACCUAGUUUUUGUUCAGGCAAUUAUGCUCUCUCCUAAAAUAUAUUGUACUUCCACAUUUUCAUUCAUUUCUGUAAAGAUUAUAUAUCACUAUAUUUCUCUCUGUGGACUGUAAAGUAUUAAGUGGAGAUAACAUGAAAAUAUAUUAAGGCGAUCCCUCAAAAGAUACUACUCUGCUUAUGUUGGGAUGCCUUGCUCCUAUUUUUACAAAUGUAUCAAAAGUAAUUUUCACAACUAUAAAACAUCAGUGUUUAGCUUUCAGUUUCGAAGGUCUUUUUAUAAGCCAUCUUUGACAACUUCACCCUUAGUUCUAAAACAACCACUAUCUAAAGGAAAUGUCUAAUCAGCAUAAAAAUUAUUGCUGAAAUACAUCCUUUUUCCUUGGUCCUUUGGAGAUAGAAAAAUAAAUUUAUAGUAUCAAUUAACAAUUUGAAAUUAGAUUUAAUACAGUGAGUUUCUUGCUAAUCAAUAUUAGGAUUUUUGUUUUCAGCACCAAGAUAAACACAGCUACAGAGUAUAUACCCAUAACAUUUUUAACAACACAUAAAAGUAUGCAGACAGAUUUUUAAACGAUACUAAUACACAGAAACUUUUCUGCCCUUUGAUAGAGUUCUGCUUGGACUAUUGCAAACUGUGAAAAGUGCUUUUAAUUAAAAUAACAUUUACUAUCCUGAUGGUAAAAGAAAAAUGAAAAUAAACUCAAUAAAUUCCCAUGUUUACAGGGGGGUGUUUAAGCCUGUGUUCUGGCUACCUGUAUAAUAUUUACAGAAUUUGUUUUAAACUGUUGAGCUUGGAUAUACACACCUUUAAAUACUGAAUAUUUAAAUGUCUAUCUCAACAAAGUUGCCAAUGAUGGUUUCUGAUAAUUUGGUUUAACCUGACUAGGCCCCCUUCUCAUUACUUGGAUUUAUGGAGCAAGUUUUCACUAUGACUACUGUCUGUCCAUCUGAAAUCAUAGUGGUUUCCUAAUAAAUUUACACUGGGCUACAGCUCUACAUUUAUACAGUCUGUUCAUGUGAGAGUUAAUAGCUCUCUAUAUGAUUUCCAUGAGUUACCAAAGAAAGUAUGUUCUCUUAGGCUAGGAAACUAAUUUAUGAUAUCAGUUACAUCCAAAUGUUUUUUACUGAAAUUUUGGUGUGAAGUAAUUAUCUUAGAGACUGAUUUUUAUGUGAAAAAUAGUUUAACUAAAAAAUUCCCUUGAGCACUAUGCAACCAUUUUUUUAUAUUUUAUACUAGGUCAAAACACUGUCACAAUGAAUGUUAGAAAUGUUUCCUUUGCAUCCAAAUAAAAAUCCUUAAAGUGGCAUGAAAAUCCAACCUACCAUCUUUCAUGCAACCAGCUAUAUACAUUUUCAGUCACUAACCUUGUGAGUACUUACAGAUUUCUUCUAUAAUAUCAAAGUGAGCUUAUUUUAAUUAAAUUCCAAUAAUGAGUUAGAAAUAAACAAUGGCUAACAGGUAUAGAUCAGUGGUAGAACGCUCGCCUAACGUGCAAAAAAGUCAUCCACAGUGAAACUAGGACUUAAUGCUAAAAAUGUCUGCCUCUAUAAAAAAAGUAGGAAGUUUCUGUAAAAUGAGCUUUAUAGGACUUUAAGUAUAAAUGCCAAUUCAUUAUUCUAGUUUACUAAGUUCGGCAUAUAAAGGUGCUCUGUGCACACCCAUUCGUGACCUACUGUGCAGUUUUUGAAAGACCUAACAUUAUGCCUUGCUAACCAAGGUCUGUCUGCAUUUAAACCGACCCUAGAGAAAUUAUUUUAAGCCCAACGUUAAAAUGUAGGCCUCCUGAUGUUCCUAGUUAACAAGGAUAUUAAAACAGUUAAUCUCUUAAAAUAUAUUUUACAUUUAUAUUUUACCUAUAUAAAGAUGGUUUUACCCCAUUUCCUUGAAGUGAAACUCAAAUCUAACAAAACUUAUUCCUUUUAAAAUGUAAGAUUGAGUACUCAGUAUUUCUUUUUGCAGUUCACAGCAGUUACUACUUUAUAAAGAUGAGAAUGUAUUGACUAUGCUAUGAAGUAAAAUUUACAAGAAUUAUCCAGUAUGUGGCAUUUAGAUAAUGGGAAAUAACAAUAGCCAAAGGACCUGGUUUCUGCAAUCCUUUUAGAAAAGAUGUUAUAAGAAUGGAUGUCAUAGAAUUUAAACUGUUAGUAAGUAAAUAAGUUUUAUUAAUAUGUUCAUUUGUAUUAAACUGUAUGUAUGAAAUAAAAUUUCACUGUUUGUGACCUCUAGUAAAUUCACUAGCUUUGUUACUAUAAUAGUUAAUUAAAAUAAACUUGAAUAUUGAUGUUUGUCUAAA
This is a messenger RNA of Rattus norvegicus (Norway rat), 5245 nucleotides long. NCBI's taxonomy places the organism in Eukaryota, Metazoa, Chordata, Mammalia, Rodentia, Muridae. The record is from RefSeq and is a predicted model, not a curated record.